This is a messenger RNA of Caenorhabditis remanei, 1188 nucleotides long. RefSeq lists its product as uncharacterized. NCBI's taxonomy places the organism in Eukaryota, Metazoa, Nematoda, Chromadorea, Rhabditida, Rhabditidae. The transcript is spliced from 10 exons. Gene Ontology annotation, cellular component: endoplasmic reticulum. The record is from RefSeq and is a predicted model, not a curated record. Bases 1 to 1188 code for a protein of 395 amino acids.
AUGAAGCAGAAAAGAAUUAAAGAUGAAACAUCUGAAGGGCAAGACGAGAAACGAUUCUGUGAGGCUGGUCCCAGCGAUCAAAUGGCACGCGUUCCGACAGAUGGAUCAGUACAACUCACUCCAAUUGAGAUUCUUGAAUGUGAACUUCAACAACAACAUCUGAAUGUUCAACAAAUAGGACGGAUCAUUGCAGAUGGAAUGCUCGAAAAGACAUUAAAUGAUGCGAUGCUCAAAGAGCUUACGAGAAAAUACGCAAAAAAUGUGCAUUCGAUGGCAAAUAUCAAUAUUUGGAGUUUAUCCGACGAUUUGAGUAAAGGAGCUAUUGAUAGCCGCCUUGUUGUUAUUGGAAAUGCAUUUCUGUGGAACCUUCUCAAAGCAUCAAUGUCAACAGUACGGGAUAAAUUCGAGCAUUAUCACUUCAAGAUGACAACAUUGGCAGCUACAACCGCAUCACUUUCAUCGAAUACUCCAAUUGAAUUCUUGACGACACGUGUUAGCAGUGGAGAACAUGUUGUGGAAGAUGAUAGUAUUUUCAAGGGAAUGGAUUUAUUAGACGUCUAUAAUUCGGUUGUUUUCCGAAAGACUGGAGACUUGCAAAGCAGAGCAAAACAGUUCAUUAAAUGCUACUUAGCUAUUGCAACGCAACCGAAAUGUGCUAUUUGGCAUUAUAGUCUCCGCCAAAGCGGUGCAUCUCACAAGAAAUGGCUUCAAAACAUUCCUGAACAUAUUUUGGCUUCAUUGCUACAUUUCCUUCUUUCGCUGGCUGGAUUGGGAAGUGUAGAAUUAGAACAAGAUGAAGAAGAAGGAAGAGAGGAAAGAGGAAGAUUCUUCAUGUCACUCGGUGAUUCAACUGAUGUACGUGAAGCAACGUUCGCUAGUUUGAAAUUGUCAAGAGAACAAUUGGUGUCUAAAUUUCGACAGUGUAUUACUGAUGCCUUAAAUGAGACUCGUGAAAUGCCAUACAACACUGUCACUCGUGACCUCAUGGCGCCACCACGCGGAAAACCAAUCGACAACCAUCAUUGUGUGACAUGGCGACAAUAUGAAAGUCUUAUUCGGCGAUGUGAAUCGGAUCCGUCAAAAGAGAAUAUAGAAGCGAAGCAAGAUUUGGACUACAAAUUGAUGCUCACCUUUCAUCAUCGUGGCGAAGAGGAUGAAGUGGACAUUGACGUAGAAGAUGUAAAAUGA